Austrofundulus limnaeus is the source of this 2736-nucleotide messenger RNA. It is a transcript of the gene klhl13, whose product is annotated as kelch-like family member 13. Gene Ontology annotation, cellular component: Cul3-RING ubiquitin ligase complex. Gene Ontology annotation, molecular function: ubiquitin-protein transferase activity; cullin family protein binding. The transcript is spliced from 7 exons. Lineage: Eukaryota; Metazoa; Chordata; Actinopteri; Cyprinodontiformes; Rivulidae. Bases 167 to 2134 code for a protein of 655 amino acids. The record is from RefSeq and is a predicted model, not a curated record. Gene Ontology annotation, biological process: regulation of cytokinesis; protein ubiquitination.
GCCUGCGCUUCCUGGACCAGUGGAUUUGUGCUGCUGCUGGUGCCACCGCUGCUCUCCCUCCUCCUUAAAUGGUGUGGGCAGAGUGGGAUGGAAGACUGCAUUGGGAACCUUUUCAUGGAAAUGGUCUUUGCUGUUGGUAUUGCUGUAGCACCAUUCUGGUGACAACAUGCCGUUAAAAUGGAAAAGCGGUUCUCCCGUCAGCUGGAAAUUCCCAGUGCCAGUUCUUAAGACAUCCAGGUCCUCACCCCUUUCGCCUGCCUACAUAUCCCUCGUGGAGGACGACGACGCUCACAUGAAAGUCGCGCUGGGCUAUGGUGAAAUGGGCAUCUCUGCUCAUCUUCAGGCAUCAAAGACUGGAAACACUCGCUUUUUCACAAGCAAUACGCACAGCUCUGUGGUUCUUCAGGGAUUUGACCAGUUGCGAAUAGAGGGUUUGUUGUGUGACGUGACACUGGUUGCAGGAGAUGGAGACGAAGCUUUUCCCGUACACCGUGCAAUGAUGGCCUCCUCCUCCGACUACUUCAAAGCCAUGUUCACAGGUGGAAUGAAAGAGCAAGAUCUAAUGUGCAUCAAGCUUCAUGGAGUAAACCGAAUAGGCCUGAAGAAGAUCAUAGACUUUAUCUAUACAGCAAAGUUGUCCCUCAAUAUGGAGAAUCUGCAAGAUACGCUCGAGGCAGCCAGUUUCUUACAAAUCCUUCCUGUGCUGGACUUCUGCAAAGUAUUUCUUAUUUCUGGGGUUUCUCUUGACAACUGCGUAGAGGUGGGGCGUAUCGCCAACACCUACAACUUAACCGAGGUGGACAAAUACGUCAACAACUUCAUCCUAAAGAACUUCCCCUCUCUGCUGGGCACGGGGGAGUUUGUCAARCUCCCGUUCGAGCGGUUGGCUUUUGUGUUAUCCAGUAACAGCUUGAAACAUUGCACUGAGUUGGACCUGUUCAAGGCUGCGUGCCGCUGGCUACGCUUUGAAGACGGGCGUAUGGACUAUGCCUCAAAGCUCAUGAAGAAUAUCCGUUUUCCCCUCAUGAACCCGCAGGAGCUCAUCAAUCAYGUACAAACUGUGGACUUUAUGCGCACAGAUAACACUUGUGUCAACCUCCUCCUGGAAGCUAGCAACUACCAAAUGAUGCCCUAUAUGCAGCCGGUCAUGCAGUCAGAACGGACAGCCAUUCGCUCUGACAGUUCCCACCUGGUCACGUUGGGUGGUGUCCUACGCCAGCAGCUAGUUGUGAGUAAGGAGCUGCGUCUCUUUGACGAGAAGGCCCACGAGUGGAAGGCGCUGGCACCUAUGGACGCGCCUCGCUACCAGCACGGCAUCGCCGUCAUCGGCAACUUUCUUUAUGUUGUGGGUGGCCAAAGCAACUACGACACCAAAGGCAAAACGGCCGUGGACACAGUGUUUCGGUACGACCCUCGCUACAAUAAGUGGAUCCAGGUGGCGUGCCUUAAUGAGAAACGGACCUUCUUCCAYCUCAGUGCUCUCAAGGGACACCUUUAUGCUGUCGGUGGAAGGAAUGCUGCUGGGGAGCUUGCUACUGUGGAGUGCUACAACCCAAGGACAAAUGAAUGGACGUAUGUUGCUAAAAUGAAUGAACCACAUUAUGGCCAUGCUGGGACGGUGUAUGGUGGUUAUAUGUACAUUUCAGGGGGAAUCACUCACGACACGUUCCAGAAGGAGCUGAUGUGCUUCGACCCCGACGCGGAUAAAUGGACUCAGAAGGCGGCCAUGACGACGGUGCGCGGCCUCCACUGCAUGUGCACGGUGGGCGACCGGCUCUACGUGAUCGGGGGCAAUCACUUCCGCGGCACCAGCGACUACGACGACGUGCUCAGCUGCGAGUACUACUCCCCCGCCCUGGACUUGUGGACUCCCAUCGCUGCCAUGCUGCGAGGCCAGAGCGAUGUGGGCGUGGCCGUGUUUGAGAAUAAAAUCUACGUGGUGGGGGGCUACUCAUGGAACAAUCGCUGCAUGGUGGAAAUCGUACAGAAAUACGACCCGGAGAAAGACGAGUGGCAGAAAGUUUUUGACUUGCCCGAGUCGCUAGGCGGGAUCAGAGCCUGCACGCUCACAGUUUUCCCCCCUGAUGACAUGUCGGGCUCGCCCUCCAGAGAGUCCCCCCUCUCAGCACCUUGAUGAGUAUAGAGGGGGGUGGCCCYGUUUGCUCAUACCCCCUUAACCCUGCCCCUUUUCCUUAAUCUACUCAACAAACACACCUUAUAGACAUUGUUUGCACUUCUUCUUUGGACAUCUGUACUGCAUCCCUAAAUAUCCUGAACUCCACGUCCCCCAAAGCUGUGCAGAGACCCCACCCCUGAGUGAAUACAUAGCGACAUGGUUGGCAACCUAAUUACGUGUUGAUGUUGCGUACUCGGUAUAUUUUGUCAGGAAAUACCUUUUACUUGAAACUUGACUUUGCAAAUCAACUUUUCUACCUGAUGUCCACAAAGUUUUCUUACGUCACAUUUCCUCUGGUGUUCUACCUUUUAUGGCGUUAACUACCACGUGACUCUUCUAGCCUACGCCAGGUUAAGUGCAGGUGACCCCCCACCCCCCACCCUCCAGAAGAGAGAGGCGUAGUGACGAWUGAGCCCUGAAACGGAUGGUUUUUAACUCAGGGGUUGGCCCUGGCCCCUAUUACACUUUCAGUUUUGUUUUUUGUUUUUUUUCCUGCUGUUUGUUUGAAACUGUUAACGAGAUGGUGUUUUUUAAAUUUAAUAAACAUGACUUUGAAAAUA